AUAUAAAAUGCUAUUUUAAUUGUUUGUUAAAUUAUCUUUAUUUCUAAAAAUUAUGUUUAUAUAAUUAAUUAUUAUUAAACUAUUAAAUUAUCUUUAAAUUAUUUUUCUUAUUGUAAAGCUAGUUUUUAAAAGUAAUUAUUUUCAUGUUGAAUUAAUAAUCUGCAAUCAAAUUAUAAAUAAUGGAUGAUUUGAUUGAUGAUAUUAUGCAUAUUAUCCACAAAUGUCAUCCUACUGAAUCGAUGAAAUUAAAAAAACGAUGCAAAAAAACAAUUCCAAGCAAUUCAUCUUUAAAGGAAAUACAGUAUGAUAUAGAACAAUUACUUGCAAAUAAAACGUGUAACGCAGGUGGUGUUGAAUAUAGUAAUUUAAAUAAAAUGAUGGCAUGUUGUAAUUUGAAGGCAGGAGAAGAAGUCAAAGCUAUAUAUAAUCUUUCUGAAUCACAUGCAAUAUUUUUUCGACAACAAAUUACACAUAGAUUUUUGAAAAAUAAAAUGCGUGAAAGAAUUCUAUGCACCCCUCAAAUAUAUGGACUCAAAUUUGAAUAUAUAAAACUUCAUGCUCAAUAUCCAGAACCUGAGACAGCUUUACUAUCUAAUCUUGUAAAUCUUCCAGAAGAGUGGUAUAUUGUACAAGUCACAGCACAAUUUGAGGACUCUGUGUAUUUACAGUACAAUAAAAAUACUUGUCAUUCUAUGCAUGCUCUACACAUUACUAUUCUUCCAACUGGAAAUAGUAUUUUAAAACCACUUUGUAUAACUUUACCAAAGCCACAGACCCAUACUAUGUACGAUAUAUGCAAUGAAAUUCGAGAGAUUUUAGGUAAUAAUAAAUCAGAUUUAACAGCAACAUAUGCAAAUAAAGAAUUAUAUUGGAAAAUGCGCCUGAAGCAAGACAAUAAAAUGAAGACAGCAGUUCAUGAAUUAGAAUUCACAUGGUUACGUGAAUGGAGAAUACUUUUUAUGGCAGAUUUCAUUGACAACCUGGAUGUUGUAGCAGAUAUGGAAUUAAUAAUUGAUAAAUUAAUAGCAGAUUGUACAUCUUGUGAUUAUAUAUGCCCUCGUACUAAGUGGUUACUAAAAAAGAUAAGCUUGGGUGCAUGUUUUUUGACAAGAGAAGAAAUAGCACGAGCUGUUAAAUACGUUCUAUGCAAUCACGAAAAACUGGCAGAAAACGUGAUACUUUCAAUUUAUGGAAAAUUAUUAGACUUACAGAUAUUACGAAAUGCAAAGAGAAAAACUUUGGUUUUAAUUAUAGAUGAACAUAUGGAUUUUUUACCAUUUGAGUCCAUAGAAAUCCUUAAAAAUAAUCCUGUUACGCGAUUUUCUUCCAUUUAUGUAGCAUAUGCAUUAUUUAAACAACAUGAGAAUACAAUAAAGGAUGGAUGUAAAAUAAUUAAAGCAAAAGAUAAUCUUGGUACAUGUAUAGUUAAUCCUUCUGGUGAUUUAUAUAAAAUGGAAAAACGUUUAGAAUUAUUUAUAAAUUAUUGGUUAACAAAUUGGAAAAGCUUAUACAAUACAAAGCCAGAAGAAGGCAUAUUUGAAGAUGCCUUGGUUAAUUAUGAUAUUCUCAUGUAUAAUGGUCAUGGAAGUGGUAUACAAUAUUUACCUGGAGAGCAUAUAGAAAAACUCAAGGUAAAGGCAAUCGUGUUAUUAUUUGGAUGCAAUAGUAUCAGAAUGACCCCUGUAGGUGGACGUUUUCCCCCUUAUGGUAUAACCAAUCAAUAUUUAAUCGCUAGCAGUCCAUGUGUUUUGGGCAUGCAAUGGGAAGUAACGGAUAGCGAUAUUGAUAAAAUGACAGCAAGUUUUAUUAGCACUUGGAUUCCAUCAUCCGCCGAACGAUCAUGGUCUCAUGUAGAUAUUGAUGCAUGGUGUCAAGGCAAUUUUAGAUUUUUAAAAGAUUCUCAGAAAAAAAUGGCUAAGGUAACAAGGGAACCUGAGAUGUUGAGAGCAAUAUCAAAAUCAAAAGAAGCAUGCUCACUAUACAUGACAGCAGCUUCAAUAGUUACACGUGGUUUGCCAAUAAAGCUUGAAUAA
Vespula vulgaris is the source of this 2033-nucleotide messenger RNA. It is a transcript of the gene Sse, whose product is annotated as separin. Gene Ontology annotation, biological process: proteolysis; meiotic chromosome separation. NCBI's taxonomy places the organism in Eukaryota, Metazoa, Arthropoda, Insecta, Hymenoptera, Vespidae. The record is from RefSeq and is a predicted model, not a curated record. Gene Ontology annotation, molecular function: cysteine-type endopeptidase activity. The transcript has 9 exons. Gene Ontology annotation, cellular component: cytoplasm; mitotic spindle; centrosome. The coding region runs from base 180 to 2033 and encodes 617 amino acids.